AACAAAAAAAAGAACAUAUUAAUGGGCCGGGUAAAAGCUCCAAGAAAAGGCCCAUUAAUCGAAUCAGCAUCCGCUCGCCUCUUCUCCUAUUUAAACCCUCGCCUUCCCGCUCGCGAUGGCUCUCCCCCAUCCAAGAACUCCACGAACAACAAAGACCCAAGAAAGAAAGAGACAUCAGAGAGGAGAGCAACAUCGCGAGGGAAUCAAGAACAUCCGAGAGAAUCAAUCAGCGGGUGUAGAGAAGCGAUCGCAAGAAACCUCAGCAACCAAGAGAGCAGGGAGAAGAAGAGAGAGAGAGGGGGGGGGGGGAAUCGAUCGGUAUCGGAGCAGCAAGCAAAUCAAGAACGCAAGAACAGGGGUAGCGGACGCCAAGAAGCAGAGGAGAUAGCAAGCUGCGGGGCUCCGACGAUGGAGCAACCCCUCUACCUCCACAGGUUGGUCCAGGCGAACUGGACGAGGAUGUGCCGUCGAGGCAGAUUCUGCUUCCACUGCCGGUCCCCCUUCUGCCACCAUUGCUGCCCCGAGCAUUGGGAUCGUCACCAUCCGGCAGGAGGUCGCGGCCGAGUCGCUACGAUUGGGUUGCUCGGAAGUGGAGACCCCGCGGCGUUCGCCAAGUACCCCGUGGGUCGCUGGGGGUACAAUUGGAACUAUAUACAGAGAGUGAAAGACUGGAAUCGGGAUUGGAUCCUGUUGAACCCCAGGAUGACACCAUUACAAGGGCGUGGUCGAACCUGCGUUAACUGCAAUCAGAAAAUCGGGGAGUCUUCGGCGAGGUACUGCUGUUUAAUGUGCAAGCAUAACCAUGUCCACCAGGGCAAAGGGAGGGACAUGAUUCAGGCACUUGCAGCAGGAAAUUACUUCCAGAUUCAUCGCCCUGAUCGUUUCUGCACCAUAUGCAUGUCGUCCUUCUGUUCAGCUUGCUGCGCUGAGCACAUUGAGCGACACCAUCCAGAAAAGGCUAACGCUCAUGGCGACCAGAUCAUUGAGGUUGUUCACGUAGAUGCUUGGGCAGCGGUUGCGCCGUCUGUGCUAGUCCCCGAGGAUGUCCUUCAUGGUGUUCAGGUCGUGCAUGCUGGUGGUGGAGCUCUGGUUUACCCUGUCAUGAGGUUAGAAGCUCCUCCUGCAGUUCAGCAUGUGGGCGACGUCCCUUGGCAGCAUAACUGCGGCGCACCCGGUUGCCAUGAGAUGAUUCUGGUGCAAGCACAGUUCUGUUGUUUGCGUUGCAAGGCUGCAGUUCAUUGGGCAGCUUAGAUCUUAGUUCUCUCCGUGCUUGGCAGUUACAGAUCAGGCUUAGCUGUUGGCCCUUUGUUACUGUAGCAAAUGUGGGAUAGUGCACUUGACUGUCUCAGUGUGUCUGAUCUUUUUCCCUGCUGCCUCUUGUCUGCACAAGAUGCAGUCAUUCAUCUGAAGCUCCUGUGAAUUCUGUGGUGCAUAAAUAGAUGCAAAGAACCAUCAGAGAUCCCUAGAUUUUGCUGUUGA
Oryza sativa Japonica Group (Japanese rice) is the source of this 1479-nucleotide messenger RNA. NCBI's taxonomy places the organism in Eukaryota, Viridiplantae, Streptophyta, Magnoliopsida, Poales, Poaceae. The record is from RefSeq and is a predicted model, not a curated record.